Molecule: messenger RNA, 1566 nt
Organism: Uncinocarpus reesii 1704
Lineage: Eukaryota; Fungi; Ascomycota; Eurotiomycetes; Onygenales; Onygenaceae
Exons: 1
Coding region: 1-1566 (521 amino acids)
Source: RefSeq, a predicted model, not a curated record
AUGCCAACCCAACUAAAGCAUUCAAUUCAGACUGACGAACACCCAGUGGAAGCAAUCUGGAACCCUGACAAAAUAACAUUCGAACCAUUCGACCACCCUGUUAUCGAGGGGGACGAACUUCAAUUGGUCCCACGAUACCUUGCGCCAUCCCGCAGCUGUUCUGCCCUUAUAAGCGAGCGACAUCAACAUAUCCAUUUUUCAACGGCGGCGUCCUGGCUUCAUUGGAAUCCCGAGACUGGCAGCUUUUCAGGUAUCGUGCCGUUCGUUUCUGAUGUUACAGAGCGUAACCUGCACCCAAACGCCGACCCAUUUGAAUUUGCGGAAGACAGGGGUCCUACCUGCUACAUACUUCAUUUUACAGUCAAAGCCACCCUCACUCAAUGUUUUACCGCCCAAGCGCGUUUCAAGCAGACAAUCAGAGUUAGAGUUGCAAUCAAUGUUUCUAAAAGGGCUCAUAUCAUGGAGUUGGAUAACUCAGCGUCUUCUAGCCUCAAUGAAGUUCCAAGUCGUGGGCUAUCGGAUUUUUCAGAUUCCAGUGAAGCGGACGGGGAGCAAUCGACUCAGUAUGGAAGAGUUCCGGACUUUCCUGCUACAAAACCGGAGGAUGGGAAGACUUCACCGGGGAAUUGCGACGGCUCUUCCACAGAACCGAGCGACAAGAUGAGCCACGUUGCUCAAUCAAAGCCGGCCCUGCAGCCGGCAAGGCCUUCAGAAAUUUUGAGACCUACGGGGGAUUGUGUCUGCCGCUCUCCACCGGUGGUUAAGGACAGCUGCUCGUUGUUUAGCGGUAUAUAUUGUUCGGAAACUAAUGUUGAAGGGAGAAAUGAAACAUUCAUGUCCACUUACGAGUGGCCUUCAGCGCCCCUAUCUCACUCGUUCUAUACUGGCUUUCCUUUUACAGAGUUCCUCCCGUGGGGGAUUGCGGCUAGUGGCCUGAAUUCGAAACAGAAUAAUUCCUCGAAGAUAGACUCAACAUUCUUGGACAAAGUUAAGCAAGUGCGGAACGAUGACCAUUCUUUACCAGAGCCCGUGGUCACUGAACAAGUGCAAAAGCAACUCUAUACUCCCGUUUUAUUUGAGGGAGGACGUAAUCGGGCGGACAGUGGUGUGAGCUUUGUCCCGGAUGCUGGGUGGAGCCCAUAUUCUUAUGUCGAGGGCGACUCUCCGCUUGAGUUAGACAGCGUUGAUGGCUCUAAUAGUCCCGUUUACAGGAGAAAACGGGACGAGCUUUCGCGAGCGGGAGAUUAUGCCAUAAUAUCACAUGGUCUUUUGACGCCGCCGAUAUCAGAACAGGGCAUUCGGCGUAAGGAGAGUAAAGAACCAUGGGAGGGAUAUCCUUGGCUAAUCGGCCGUGAAGAACGAGCUUCAUUUGUACAGAUGCUGAGAAACAAGUCCAAACAGGAGCUCGAGUCUUUUAAUGCGGAUGAUGAAAGCUUUUUUGUUUCAUGCUUCGCCGAUUCAUUGGAUAGCGGGAGCAUUUUUGAGGAUGAUGACGACUAUGGGUCAGACUAUACCAUCGAGGAGCACGGGCAUCCAAGACCGGAAUGCUGCCAUUCUAGUGCAUGA